AGUAGAGUGUGUAGCUCACUAGCGAGCAGUGUAGUGCCCAACUAGCAAAAAAGCUUUCUCUAUAAAAGGACAGUAGACUUCCGUAGCUAACUGAAUUCCACACACAGAAUUCUUCUAAGUCAAGCCAUGCCACCAGUAAAGCUUGAGGUAUCAGAUGCGACCAUCACACAGUCUAGUGAUGCCAAGCAAAAGGAGCUCAAUAAGUGUAACCAGCUAGAGCUGAAGGGUCUGGAGUCUAUCGCCCCUCUGGUGCGGUCCGUGGAGGAGACCCCAGAGCCCAUCGCCACAGAGGUGUGUGGGACCAUCCCAACCUGGAUCCGAGGCAGCCUCCUCCGCAACGGCCCAGGGAAGUUUGAGUUCGGAAACCAACACUACAACCACUGGUUUGAUGGGAUGGCCAUGCUGCACCAGUUUAAGAUUGAGGAUGGCAAGGUAACCUACAGGAGUCGCUUCCUGCAGAGUGAUGCUUACAAGAAGAACAGCGAGAGGAACCGCAUCAUGGUGUCAGAGUUUGGCACAGUGGCCAUGCCCGACCCCUGCAAGAACUUCUUCCUGCGUUUCCUCUCUCGCUUCGAGAUGAUAGAGGCAACGGACAAUGCCAGUGUUAGCUUUGUAAAGUACAAGGGAGACUGCUUUGUCAGCACUGAGACCAACUACAUGUACAGGGUGGACCCAGAGAGCCUGGAGACACAGAAUAAGGUGGACUGGACAAAGUUUAUUGCUGUGAAUAUGGCCACUGCGCAUCCGCACACUGAACCAGACGGCACUACGUACAACAUGGGCAACUCUUAUGGCAGAAAAGGUGCCUUGUAUAACAUAAUCAAAGUGCCCCCUAUGAAGAACAACCCUGAGGAAACCCUGGAGGGGGCCAAAGUGCUGUGCUCUAUUGUCCCUGCAGACAAGGCCAGGCCCUCCUACUACCACAGCUUCGCAAUGUCAGAGAACUAUGUGGUGUUCAUAGAGCAGUCUAUCAAGAUGGACCUACUGAAGAUUGUCACAGCUAAACUGAGGGGAAAGGGAAUCAGUGAGGGGAUCUACUGGGACCCCAAACAAGAUACUGUCUUUCACCUGGUAGACAAACACACGGGACAGACCAGCUCAGUAAAGUUCCACACCAAGGCUCUGUCAGUGUUCCACCAGAUCAACGCUUAUGAGGAGGACGGCUUCCUGAUGCUGGACAUGUGUUGCUCUGAUAAUGGAGAGGCAAUCAACACCUACCUCAUCCAGAACCUACGCAAGUCAGGGGAGGCUCUCGAUCAGGCCUACAACAACAUGUACAGAGUGUUCCCCCGGCGCUUUGUUCUGCCCCUCAAUGUGACCAACGACACACCGACAGGUGUGAACCUCAACACACGUCCCGCCAGCUCUGCCACUUCUUUCAAAACAGCCAUAGAUAAGGUGGUGUGCCAGUUUGAGGAUCUCCAUGGAGAGGACCUUUAUGAGUACGGAGGCCUGGAGUUCCCCCAGAUCAACUACAGCAAGUUCAACACGCGGCCCUAUCGCUACUUCUACGGCUGUGGCUUUAGGCACCUGGUGGGAGACUCACUCCUCAAGAUUGACCUGGAGGGAAAGAAAGUCAAGGUGUGGUACCAGAAGGGUUUGUUCCCCUCAGAGCCUGUUUUCAUUCCCUCGCCGGACGCCGUGGAGGAGGACGAUGGGGUCAUCCUGUCCGUGGUGGUCACGCCCACUGAGGAUAAGAGUACAUUCCUCCUGGUUCUGAAUGCCAAGACAUGGGAAGAGCUGGGGAGAGCCGAGGUGCCUGUCAAUAUUCCCUACGGUUUCCAUGGUACCUUCAACCCGACUGCCUAGAUCAGCAUUACUGACCUAACAAUCACCCAUGCCUUCCUCCCUCCCUCAGAUUAUUUUUGUGACCAAUAGAAAUGUAUGGUAAAUAAUGUAGUGUGUCAUUAUGGAGUCACUUUUAUUGUAAAUAAGAAUAUAACAUGUUUCUAAUCACUUCUACGUUACAUGUUAAAAUGUGGAUGCUACCAUGAUUACAGAUAAUCCUGAAUAAAUUGUGAAUAAUGAUAAGUGAGAAAGUUAGAUGCAGAAAUAGCAUACCCCCCCAAAAGUAUAACCUCUGUUAUUGUAAUGGUGAGUCUUUUGUGUGUCUUUUGUGUGUCUAACUUUCUCGCUUGUCAUUAUUUACAAAUCAUUCAGGAUUUUCCAUUUUCACGGUAGCAUCCACAAUAAUGUACAAUGGAAGUGUUUAGAAACAUUGUAUUCUUAUUUCCAAUAAAAGUGACUCCAAAAUGACCAUACAUUAUUUACCAUUCAAGUCAAGGGGUCUGAAUACGCUGUAUACACACAUUUUACAUAUACAUUUUACACACAUGGUACUUUUAUAUAGAGCAAUCCCAUAAUAAUAAUACAUUACCAAACACAAGCUCUUUAAUCACACAUGAAUUUUGAACCUUUCUCAUCGCCACAGAUUGUAAGCUAAAGAUGAAAACCUUUCCUAUGAUAAUUCUUAUAUUAUUGAUUGAUUGACAAUGGCUUUCCAAAUUGCCCAACACUGCUCUUUGUAAGGUUAAUGUUAAGUCAAUGUUGCUACUGUACAUGGGGGCAAUACCAUAAUGAUCUCUUCGCAGAAAAAUCUACAGUGCUGAGAUUGUUGUAUGCCAUAUAUAUAUAUAUAGCAUGAAAUUGGUGGCAAAAAGUCAGUCUUGAAUCAAAUUUUUUUUUUGUAUCAGUUCAUAUAUCAUGUUUCAUGGAAUCGGUACAUCGAAAAUCUCUUCCCAUUUAUUUUGCAACCUGUAUGGCGCAGGGUCAACAUUUUUGCCCUCAAAUGAAACCGCUAUAUUUUUAUAAUUAUGCCAAUCAUUUUCAGCCAAUUUUGUAUCUUUAGUAUAAACAUUCCCCCUCUUCCCCUUGCCCUUGGUAAGCUGCAGUCAAUUGGUUGUAACUUUGCAUUGAGCAGACAUUCCCAUAUAUUUUUGAUAGCUGCAUAUGUUACUUAACUUCACUAUCUCUAUUCAUAAUAUCAAUAAUAAAUAUAAUACCAUUUUAAAACAUUUUUUCCAUAAAGAAUGUUUUUUUAAAAAUUACCAUAAUAUUUGUUCUGUCUUUUCUGGAGGUAAAAUUGAAAUUGUAACCAGCUUUGUAUGGCUUGUUUAUGAAAGGGCACACUUUAAACAAAGUUUCAUUUUCAAUUAGUCGGAAAUGAGAAGUUGUAAUCUGUAUGAAGGCAAUUUUUGAACAAAGGAUUAACCUUUUUUAAUAAUCUACUGGAAAAACAUUUUGGUUUUAAGUGUAAUCUAUGUAUGAGUGAAGCUUUUAGUGAGAGGUUUAAUGCUUUAAUAUUUAAUAUUUUUAGCCCCCUUAAACACAUUAAUUAUUUUGUCUGGUUUAGCUUUCCAAAUUAAGUGAACUAUUUGUUACUCAUAUGAUUUAAAAAAUACAAGUCGCCUGAAGUAGGCAAUGCCAUUAUUAAGUAAACUGUGAUAGAACCAAAGAGUUAAUAAAUGUGAUUUAUGGUUGCAGAAUCUUAUCUAUUUUGGCAAACUUUCUAUUGAAAUUGGUUUUGGUAAGUUAAUUUAUAUUUUUUGAGAUAUGAAUACCAAGUAUGUCUACUUCAUCUUCCGCCCAUUUUAAUGGCAAACUACAAGGUAGUGUAAAAACUGACUUUUAACGAUCCAAUACGUAAUCUGGUACACUUUUCAUAACUAGGUUUUAGUCCAGAGAGGCUAGAAAAAUGAUCAAGAUCUUCAAUGAGACUGUGCAGGGAUCCAGAUUGCAGACCUAACACAAAACUUGAGUCAUCGGCAUACAUUGACACAUUGUUGUUAUUAACCCCUUGAUGUUCUUGUUGGAUCAAAUUUUAAUAGCUAGCAUUUCGAUGGCCAUAAUAAAUAUAUAUGGAGACAAUGGACAGCCUUUUACUCCUCUUAAAAGCUCAAUACUUUCUAAGUAACCAUUGCUGUACAUAACUUUAACCCAAUGUAUAUGAGACUCACCGAAAUUAAAGUAAUCCAAGCAUUUAUAUGUCAAUUCUAAUUGUACUUUAUCAAACUCCUUUUUGAAAUGAGAGAGACUGUAAGUGUGUCCCUACAACAAAUAUCCAUGUUCAAGUAACUUCAAUCGUUAUAGAUCAGCAUACAUCAUGCAAUUUAGUUUCAAAAGUUCAUAAAACAUUAAACAGUUAAGUAUUUACAACUUAAGAAGACCAUAUGGGUGGUGAUGUCACUUUAUUACUUUAAGUAUUGAACACUGAAAUACUCUGAGUUGGGUUACUCAAAUGGUUCUUGGCAACUGGUUUCCACAUAAAGUAAUUAGUUCUGCUAACAAUUAUUUUAUACAGUGCAGAAUCUGAUGCCUUAGUUUACAUGAAGUUACGCAUGCAUAUCCACUAACAAUCUUUUGUAUUUUUUUUACUAUGUUCUGUGGUACAUUUCUAAUUAAAAAGUGAUACUAUAAAAGUUU
This is a messenger RNA of Oncorhynchus kisutch (coho salmon), 4422 nucleotides long. RefSeq names its product beta,beta-carotene 9',10'-oxygenase. Lineage: Eukaryota; Metazoa; Chordata; Actinopteri; Salmoniformes; Salmonidae. Gene Ontology annotation, cellular component: mitochondrion. The transcript is spliced from 12 exons. Gene Ontology annotation, biological process: carotene catabolic process; retinal metabolic process. Gene Ontology annotation, molecular function: carotenoid dioxygenase activity; beta-carotene 15,15'-dioxygenase activity. The record is from RefSeq and is a predicted model, not a curated record. Bases 127 to 1809 code for a protein of 560 amino acids.